Eufriesea mexicana is the source of this 2724-nucleotide messenger RNA. RefSeq names its product nucleolar protein 14 homolog. The record is from RefSeq and is a predicted model, not a curated record. The coding region runs from base 1 to 2721 and encodes 906 amino acids. Gene Ontology annotation, cellular component: nucleolus; Noc4p-Nop14p complex; small-subunit processome. Gene Ontology annotation, biological process: maturation of SSU-rRNA. The transcript has 5 exons. Lineage: Eukaryota; Metazoa; Arthropoda; Insecta; Hymenoptera; Apidae.
AUGGCUAAAGCAAAAAAAAAAUUAUUAUCAGAAAUUUCUCAACAAAAGCGUAUUCAACAAAAUAAAAAAUCCUUAAAUCCAUUUGAAGUGCACAUAAACAGAGAUAAACAAAAUGUGUUGGGUAAAAAAAGUAAAGCUGACAGAGGGCUUCCAGGUGUAUCACGUGCAAAAGCAAUAAAAAAACGAAAAGAAACACUUCUUCAAGAAUAUAAAUUAAAAAAUAAGGAUAAUUUGUUUUUUGAUAAGCGUAUAGGUGAAAAGAAUGUAAUCAUGAAUGAAGAAGAUAAAGCUUUAGCUAGAUUUGCUGCAGAGCGUAUGAAAGCUUAUAAAAAAAAAAAUAUUUAUAAUUUAAACGAUGAAGAAAUAUUAACACACAAAGGUCAAACAUUAGAAGAAAUUGAAAAGUUUGAUGAUCCAAAAAGUGAUGAUGAAUAUAGUGAUGAUGAAAAUAUAACUGGUAAAUUAGAUAACAAAUUUGUUGGUGAAGCUCACUUUGGUGGUGGUGUUUUAUCAAAAUCAGAAUCUGGAAAAUCUAGGAAAGAUCUUAUAGAAGAACUUAUAAUUGAAUCAAAAAAACGUAAAGCUGAAAAACAAAAGAUACGUGAACAAACCAUAGAUUUAACAGAAAAACUUGAUUCUGAAUGGAGGGACCUUCUUCCUAUAGUCUCUGCAGCUAAUAAAGAUACUGAUGAAACAAUUGUAAAGAUAAAAGCUGAUGAUUAUGACAUUGCUGUACGUGAGUUGAAAUUUGAAGCUAAGGGUAUACCAUCAGAUAAAUUAAAAUCUGAAGAAGAAAUUGUAAAAGAGGAAAAAGAAAGAUUAGAAGCUCUAGAAGCAGAUCGAGUGGCAAGAAUGAAAGGACUUGUAAAUCAUUUGCAUAAUAACGAAAUUAAACAUAAAUCCGCAGAUGAUCUUGAUGAUGGUUUUGCACUAGAAACUAUAAAUGAUGAAGUACAGGUUGACAAAGAAAAUUCAAUUAAAGAUACACAAGAUGUUUCAAGCAAUGAAAACACUAGUGAUAUAGAUGGUGAUGAUGAUGAUGAUGCUGAUAAUAAUGAUACUGGUGAUUAUAAAGAUAAAACAGCUGUCAAUACUCAUGAAAAUGAACAAUUAGUUAUUAGUAAUAAAUUAAAUGGUAAUAUUAAGAAACAAAAGAAAGCAGAAAAUUCCAAUGGGAAUAAAUUAGAUGAAAAUUCUACUGAAGAAAUCUCAGAACUUGAAAGUUCUGAAGAAGAUAAUUUAUCAGAUUUAAAAGAAACAGACUCCUCUAGCGAAGAAGAAAAUGAGUUAGAUAAAAAUGAUAUAAUUGACUCACAAGAAAACUUAAAAAAUAGUUUAGAUAUGAAAUUGAGUACUAAAACUAGAAAACAAGAAAUUAGAGAUGAUCUUUUAAAGAGGAAAGAGAUAAUGGAAAGUGCAAGGAAAGAAUUACCUUACACUUAUAAAGUACCAGAAAGUUUUGAAGAAUUACAAGAAUUUUUACAAAAUUAUAGUGCCGAUUACCAAUCAGUUAUCAUAGAUCGUAUAAUUAAGUGCAAUCAUUGGUCACUGAGUAAUACAAAUAAAGAAAAGUUAUCAAAUUUAUUUCUGUUUUUGUUGCAACAUUUAAAUGAUAAUGCUACAGAAGAUAAUGUUGAAAAUGUGAUUAAAUGUUUCCAAAUUAUUGAUAGAUUAUCUCCUUCCUUAUAUGAUCUUGCACAUUUAAAUCCAAUAAAUGCCAAAGCUGUUAUACAAGCAAUAAUUAAGGAAAAAUAUGAAGAGUUUAAAAAAAAUAAAAAGAAAUAUCCUGGCCUAGAUACACUCAUUUUCUUUAAAUUGGUUUCUUUAAUAUUCCCAACGUCUGAUUUCAGACACCCUAUUACUACUCCCUGUUUAAUAUUUAUGUCUCAAAUACUAUUUAGGUGUCGUAUUAAAAAUAAGACUGAUAUAUCAAAAGGUCUCUUCAUAUGUAUUCUUAUAUUAGAGUAUACAGUACUAAACAAACGAUUUGCACCAUCUGUAAUAAAUUUUUUACGUGGAAUAAUUUACAUAUCCACGCCCAAGCACUUAAUUCAAGGGAUAAAAAUGAUUCCACCUUUUAAAAUAACUGGAGAAUCGAGUAAUUUAUUAAUGCUUGACGAUAAUCAGAUUAAUUUAGAUAUUGAUCCAAAUAGCGUGUUUAUGACAGUAUCCGAUUUAAUAAAUGGGCCAUUAGAUGAUGAUUUCAAGAUAAGGGCUUUAUUAACAGCUAUAAAUUUAUUACGUGAAUUUAAAAAUCAUCUCGAAGAACUAGAAGCUGUGUAUUCGAUAUUUGAACCGAUUCUAAAAUUACUCAAGGUAAAUUCCUUCGAUAAAUAUCCGUUAAAUGUGAAGAAAUAUAUUAAGCAAUUACGGAGAGAUUUGAAAGAGUUGAAGAAUAAAAAACUGGAAUAUAUCAUGAUUGAAAAGAAAAAACCAAAACCAUUGAGAUUAUAUGAACCGCGAAUCGAAACAGUAUAUGACGCAAAGAAACACAAGAGCAUGUCUAAAGACAAAGCUGAAAGAGGAAAAUUAUUGCAUAAAUACAAGAAAGAAAUGAAAGGUGCUAUCCGUGAAAUUCGAAGGGAUAGAGCGUUUAUAGCAAAAUUACAAAUAAAAGAACAAAUUAAGAGCGAUAAGGAACGUAAACGCAAAGUGAAAGAGAUUUUUGGCGAUGCUGCAAUGCAGCAGGGUGAAUUAAAAAAAUUAAAACGAAAAAAAUAAAAG